CCAAGAUGGCGAAGGCGAGCGGGCCGAGGAACAGAAAUCACUUCGGUUACAACUCCAAAAGCCGACUCGAAGACGAAGGGUUUAAAGACAUGGAAGAUGGCCCGAUCAUUCGCCGCAGUCAGAGGCCUCCUCCAGCGCAGCCAAGAGACCAGCUGGACGGGUUUAACAUCAAGACCAUUACCCCAGAGUCCUAUCAGACCGACAGCAUCAGUCCUUCACAAGAUGAAGGGAUUGGGGAGCCUGCUGCGGAGGAAAGGCCGGGGCCCGUCCAGAUCGUCCGAGCCAGCGAGAGCAAGUGCAUCUUUGAGCUGGACGCUGCUGCGCUCGAGAAGAUCCUGCUGCAAGACCAUGUGAAGGACCUGAACGUGGUGGUCGUGUCUGUGGCUGGAGCUUUUCGGAAGGGCAAGUCCUUCCUGCUGGAUUUCAUGCUGCGCUACAUGUACAAUCAGACACCAAUCUCAUCCACGCACAGCGACACGUGGAUAGGAGGAGACCAUGAGCCCCUGAUUGGGUUCAAAUGGAGGGGAGGCUGCGAGAGGGAGACCACAGGAAUUCAGGUGUGGAGUGAUGUGUUUGUGGUGGAUAAGCCUGAUGGCAACAAGGUCGCUGUACUCCUCGUUGACACUCAGGGAGCAUUUGACAGCCAGUCCACCAUAAAGGACUCUGCUACUGUGUUCGCUCUCAGCACCAUGACCAGCUCUGUCCAGGUGUACAACCUGUCCCAUAACAUCCAGGAAGACGAUCUGCAGCAUCUGCAGCUCUUCACUGAAUACGGACGACUGGCAAUGGAAGAAACUGAAUCGAAACCUUUCCAGUCCUUAAUGUUCUUGAUUCGGGAUUGGAGUUCUCCGUAUGAAUACGUUUAUGGACUGAAAGGAGGACAGGCUUUUCUACAAAAAAGACUGCAGGUUAAAAACUGCCAACACGAGGAGCUGCAGAACGUCAGGAAGCACAUCGACUCCUGCUUCAGCAAGAUCAGCUGCUUCCUGCUGCCACAUCCAGGCCUCAAGGUGGCCACCAACCCAAAGUUUGAUGGGAGGCUAAAAGACAUCGAAGACGACUUCAAGACGCAGCUGGCUGAGCUGAUGCCCGUGCUGCUGGCCCCAGAUCAGCUGGUGGAGAAGCAGAUUGGUGGAUGCAAAAUCACCUGCAGGGAUCUGGUGGAGUACUUCAAGGCCUACAUAAAGAUUUACCAAGGUGACGAGCUUCCUCAUCCAAAGUCCAUGCUGCAGGCUACAGCAGAGGCCAAUAAUCUGACUGCUGUGGCUGGAGCCAAAGACUUAUACAGCAAGAGCAUGGAGAAGGUUUGCGGAGGGGACCGGCCCUACAUGGCCCCGGCCGACCUGGAGAGCUGCCACGAAGCUUUCUCCAAAGACUCUGUCACGUUUUUCCGCUCCAUAAAGAAAAUGGGCGGCGAGGAGUUCUGCCAGCGCUACCAGGACCGCCUGGAGUCGGAGCUGAAGGAGGCCUACACCAACUUCUCCAAGCACAACGAGGGCAAAAACAUCUUCUAUGCAGCCCGCACGCCCGCCACGCUCUUCGUGGUCAUGUUUUUCACCUACGUGUUGUCGGGGGUGACCGGCUUCAUCGGCCUGAGCGUCUUCGCGGCGCUGGCCAACAUGGUCCUGGGCGUGGCGCUGCUGCUCCUCUGCAUCUGGGCGUACGUGAAGUAUUCGGGAGAAUUUCGGGAGGCGGGAAUAUUGAUAGACCAGUUGGCCGAAGCGCUCUGGGAACAGGUUUUGAAGCCACUUGUUGAAAAUUACAUGGAGGACAAUGUCCGACAGACGGUCUUCAACUCCAUCAGAGCCAGUUUGACAGAACAGGGCUCCCAGCCCACCAGGUUAAAGACUGACUGACUGCUUUCCCUCUCCGUCUCCCCCAUCAUCGUCGUCAUCGUCCUGUUCCUCCCACCGCCGUCUGUCCACUGCUAGACCUGUGGGACUAGUUCAACACCAAAGCUGACCCUCUUUCUACGUUUUGUUUUUGUCGGCGCCCCGUCUCUCUGUUUUGUAGCCUUGCAGUGUGACCUGCUCUUCAUCGCCCCUUAGUGCCUCACUCAACAUGCUGCACAAUCAACGGAGCGAGCAGAGCGUCAUCUGCCGUGCUACGUUUUUUUUUUGUUGUUGUUGUUGUUAUUCGCUGGAGUCGGACUGCACUCAGUUCAAGAUGAAGGAAACUGACACAGCUGUGGGCAGCUGCUAUCGAUGGAUGCACCGCCCUUCAAAGUGCGCCUUUUCUUUUCUGUUUCCCUGACAUCUUCUCAGCUCUGCUGACUCAUCCGCUCAGAAAACCAAUAACGGGUCGAUUCCUUGAAUUCUGUCGAAACGAAAAACACAAGCUACGGAAAUAAAGCAAAGCUGUAUUUCUUUCCAAACACUAGGAGGUGACGUUUUUAAUGAUCAAACUCUCUGGAGUCAGGCUGCCUUCACCUUUCCCUGUGUCCCUUUAAUACUUCUUAUAGAUAACUGAAGAGCUGCAGGUAGCACCAAGUGUUUCCCUACUGUUGUUUCUUUAAGGGGGUCUGUUGUUUUUUGAUUGUUUUUAGAUAGCAAAGUGUGCUUUGAAGCAGCCUCAUAGCAGAUGUGCCAGUAUUGAGCUCUGUGCAUGCUGUAAAGAGCUUUUAGAGCCCAGCUAUAGACGAGAGGUUCAUUUUUAAGCAGUGUUGUUGUUGUUUUUCUCAUCCAUGCCUUCCAUUAAAGCUGCACCAACACACACUGGUUGCAGCCUCAGAAGCUGCGGGAGGUCCAGCUCGGACGGUCGGUCUCAUUCACGGUUUGAUUUGAUGUUUUGUGAAGUUAGUUUUUCAUCGUUUUGAAUUUUUUUGAAUUGCUCCUUUUUAAAAAAAAAAAUGAGCUGAACUUGAAUCUCUUGCCGGAUGUUUCUCGGCCGGGGCUGGAACCUCCCAGAAGUAGAAUGAAAUGGAUUUUAAUGCACAACGCGAACCUCCCUGAGGAACUCUACCAUGUUUUCCGUUUCUUUUAGCCUUUCACACCAACAGCUGUGUCUUUUACACCGAUUCCAUCCUCACCUCGAUCAGCAGUCUCGUAAUGUACAGUUUCUCUUUUUCUGCGCUCGUAUAUUAAAUCAGGCAUGUAUGUUGAUUAUUUAAAUAAACAAUGUACACAUUUUUAUAGAUGAUCAGUUUUCCAUGGCUGUUUUCUUCCAGUCUGGUCUGGUAAAGGAGAAGCUCCUGCUGUAGGUUUCCAUUAGCUGCUCAUGGUCACCAGGACGGACUGGACGGCUGCAUGUUGUGGAUAUUUGUAUCCAGACUGGACCGUUUGCUGGGCCGGAGACAUUAGCCUGACUUUUAAAGAGAUCUCUGGUAAUUUAUUUUUGUUUAAAAUGUUCAUUUUAAGAAUAAAUCAUACACACAGUC
Xiphophorus maculatus (southern platyfish) is the source of this 3376-nucleotide messenger RNA. RefSeq names its product atlastin-2-like. Gene Ontology annotation, biological process: endoplasmic reticulum organization; protein homooligomerization. The record is from RefSeq and is a predicted model, not a curated record. Lineage: Eukaryota; Metazoa; Chordata; Actinopteri; Cyprinodontiformes; Poeciliidae. The transcript has 15 exons. The coding region runs from base 6 to 1856 and encodes 616 amino acids. Gene Ontology annotation, molecular function: GTP binding; GTPase activity.